This is a messenger RNA of Chlorocebus sabaeus (green monkey), 1235 nucleotides long. RefSeq names its product urocortin 3 (gene UCN3). Gene Ontology annotation, biological process: adenylate cyclase-activating G protein-coupled receptor signaling pathway; digestion; cellular response to nutrient levels. Gene Ontology annotation, cellular component: extracellular region. Lineage: Eukaryota; Metazoa; Chordata; Mammalia; Primates; Cercopithecidae. Gene Ontology annotation, molecular function: hormone activity; corticotropin-releasing hormone receptor 2 binding. The record is from RefSeq and is a predicted model, not a curated record.
AAAUGAAAUCUCAUCCCAGCGUAGACACCACGUCUGGAAUUACGAUCCACCCUGUGAUCUGUCACUUUUAUAUACACACAGGGGAGGGGACCGUUUCCAUAGAGAGGGAAUAUCACAGCCCACUUAGGAGCAAUACCGGAGAAGCAGGAGCCGAGACCCCGGAGCAGCCAGAAGUUCAGGGGGAUGUGCAUGGGGCCGUCCUCCUGGCCCUGAAGCUGCGCUGGCCUCCCUGAGCGUUUCGCUGCGGAGGGAAGUCCACUCUCAGGGAGAGAUGCCGAGGCCGGUCCACUUCCUGCUGCUCCUGCUGCUGCUCCUGGGGGGCCCCAGGACAGGCCUCCCGCACAAGUUCUACAAGGCCAAGCCCGUCUUCAGCUGCCUCAACGCCGCCCUGUCUGAGGCUGAGAAGGGCCAGGCGGAGGAUACGUCCCUGCUGAGCAAGAGGAGCUUCCCCCACCCGCCCGGCGGAGACGCCUCCUCGGGAGAGGAGGACGAGGGCAAAGAGAAAAGGACUUUCCCCGUCUCUGGGGCCAGGGGUGGAGCUGGAGGCACCCGGUACAAAUACGUGUCCCAAGCACAGCCCAGGGGAAAGCCACGCCAGGACACGGCCAAGAGUCCCCAGCGCACCAAGUUCACCCUGUCCCUCGACGUCCCCACCAACAUCAUGAACCUGCUCUUCAACAUCGCCAAGGCCAAGAACCUGCGCGCCCAGGCGGCCGCCAACGCCCAUCUGAUGGCGCAGAUUGGGAGGAAGAAGUAGAGGCAGAGGCCGGACGGGAGAGCAGCCCUCCAGGAUGGAGGGCGAGGGGAGGGCGAGGGGAGGGCGAGGGGAGGGUGAGGGUGCCAUCUGCUGGUUUGGGUGUUUUGGAAUCAGUCAGUUUUACAGUUUUACACUGCUGAGCCCCUCUGAUCUCUUCCGGCCUUUGAUCCCGGCUCCCUCUUCCUCUGUCUGUACCCACGGAAGUGCGCUAUUGUCCAACCUUCCCAGACACCAGGCGGCUAAUGUUCCUCCCUGUAUGCAGCGUCUCCUUCCUCCCUCCCUACAGCAAGAGGCAAAGUCAUGUAUUCCUCCUCUCCAGUCUUCUCCCUGUUGACCCCAUGCCUGAGAAGAGAGCGUUCAGGGCUCCUCUCCCACACAUCAACCCCUGCCAGGGCAGAAAGAGGAGCCACAAGACUCGCCUUCCUGCCACCGAAUCCUUCCCUACCUCCUCACCCCAUUAUUACAAUGGCUUCUUCAA